Striga hermonthica is the source of this 1950-nucleotide messenger RNA. Lineage: Eukaryota; Viridiplantae; Streptophyta; Magnoliopsida; Lamiales; Orobanchaceae. The record is from the annotation of a GenBank genome assembly.
AUGCGGAGAUUCUCCUGCGACUACCGCUAUCUCCUUCUCAUUGCCGCCUGCCCCUUCAUCUACUUCCAGAUGCGCCUUUUUGCUGCUCAAUCACAGUAUGCUGAUCGGCUUGCUGAUGCUGGUUUUGACAUAAUUGUAUCAUAUAGCGACCCUUCUGGUGAAAUUCAUGUUAGAAGUGUCAAGUCUAAGGACCUGUCUGCUUCAUGGGUAUGGAAAAGGCCCGGAAAUGUGAAUCAUGAUCGAACAAGGACCACCUUGAUAGAACAGGACCCAGUUCAACCUAAGCUAAGCUCUAAGAACAAUGAUGAUUAUUCUGGUAGUGAUAGUUUGUUUGGAGCUGACAUACUACAGACACGGGCAAAAAUUGUGCAUCCUGUGAAACUUAAGAGACAGAUGCUACGAAGGGAACGAAGGCGAAUGCGCUCUGCGGAUCUUAUGAAACAAGACAAGAAGAUUGAUAGCCAGAUGCAAGAAGCUGCCAUUGAAAGAGCAGCAGAGCUUGAUACCACUAUCAAGGGUAAAUAUGGCAUAUGGAGGAAAGAGUACGAGAACCCCAACUCUGAUUCGACAGUGAAACUUAUGCGUGACCAGAUUAUUAUGGCAAGAGCUUAUGCAACAAUUGCCAAGGCUAAGAAUGAGACGGCACUUUAUGAUUCUCUAAUUAAACAUUCUUUAGAAAGUCAACUUGCUAUUGGAGAAGCAACAACUGAUGCUGAACUUCAUCCAAGUUCACUUGAUGGAGCAAAAGCUAUGGGUCACAUCCUCGCUACAGCAAAGGACCAGUUAUAUGACUGCAUUUUAAUAGCAAGAAAGUUGAGAGUGAUGCUUCAGGCAAGUGAGACGAGUGUUAGUUCUUUGAAGAAGAAAAGUUCUUUUUUGAUACAGCUAGCCGCCAAAACAGUUCCCAGACCAUUGCACUGCAUUCCCUUGGUUCUCACCACAGACUACUACCUUCGCAAGUAUGAAGAAAGAGAAUUUCCUAACAAAGAGAAACUUGAAGACCCUUCUCUAUACCAUUAUGCCAUCUUUUCGGACAAUGUACUGGCAACAUCUGUUGUUGUGAACUCCACGGUGAUACAUGCAAAAGAGCCAGAAAGGCACGUUUUCCAUAUAGUCACGGAUAAGCUCAACUUUGCUGCUAUGAAGAUGUGGUUUUUGGUAAAUGCACCUUCGGGUGCAGUAAUUCAGGUGCAGAACGUGGAUGACUUUAAGUGGCUCAAUUCAUCAUACUGUCCUGUUCUGCGCCAACUCGAAUCGGCAAGAAUGAUAGAGUAUUAUUUCAAGGCACACCAAUCGUCAUCCCUUACUUCCGGGACUGACAACCUUAAAUACAGGAACCCGAAAUACUUGUCUAUGCUGAAUCAUCUCAGGUUCUAUCUUCCUGAAGUUUAUCCGAAGCUGGAUAAGAUAUUGUUCUUGGAUGAUGACAUUGUUGUUCAGAAGGAUCUUACGCCUUUGUGGUCUGUUGAUCUGAAAGGGAUGGUGAAUGGUGCUGUCGAGACCUGUAAGGAGAGCUUCCAUAGAUUUGAUAAGUAUCUCAACUUUUCUAACCCGAAGAUAUCUUCCAAUUUCGACCCUAAUGCUUGUGGCUGGGCGUACGGCAUGAAUAUCUUCGAUUUGAGAGAAUGGAGAAAACGUGACAUUACUGGAAUUUACCAUCGUUGGCAGAACAUGAAUGAAGACAGGACUCUUUGGAAACUCGGAACACUUCCUCCAGGAUUAAUAACUUUCUACAAAUUAACACACCCACUGGAUCGGAGCUGGCAUGUUUUGGGAUUGGGAUAUGAUCCUGCCCUUAACCAAACCGAAAUCGACAAUGCUGCAGUUGUUCAUUAUAACGGAAACUAUAAACCAUGGUUGGAUCUUGCCAUUGGGAAGUACAAAUCUUAUUGGUCUAGAUAUGUCACUUUCGACAACUUUUAUUUACGGCUAUGUGACCUCAACGAAUAA